GAUCUGGGGAUGGCUAGUGACAAGGUGUGAGAUGGCAGAGGGGUGGUGGUGGGAGAAGAACAUGUGGCCCCUGGGGGGUCAGUGGGCUCAGGGCUUGUGGCCCCUGCCUCAGCUGGUGGCAGUUGUGACCAGCUGUGCUGUGCUGCUGCUGGCUGCCUUCAUGGUCAGACACAUCUUGAAACAAAGGAGACCCAAGGGCUUCCCUCCUGGCCCCACAGGUUUACCCCUCAUCGGGAACAUCCUUGCCCUGGCAUCUGACCCCCAUGUCUACAUGAAGAACCAAAGUAAGGUCCACGGACAGAUAUUCAGCCUGGAUUUAGGAGGAAUCUCUACCGUGGUCCUGAACGGAUACGACUCGGUGAAAGAAUGUCUUGUUCGCCAAAGUGAUGUGUUUGCCGAUCGACCUUCCCUUCCGUUGUUUCGCAAGUUAACCAAAAUGGGGGGUCUUCUCAAUGCCAAAUAUGGUCGUUGUUGGACGGAACAUCGGAAGUUGGCCGUGAGUUGUUUCCGGAACUUUGGCUACGGUCAAAAGUCGUUUGAGAAUAAGAUCACCGAAGAGUCGUUGUUCUUCCUCGACGCAGUUGACACCUACAAGGGCAAAGCCUUCGACCCCAAGCACUUAAUCACUAUAGCCGUCUCGAACGUCUCCAACUUGAUCAUAUUUGGGGAAAGGUUUCGAUACGACGACAAUGAGUUCCUGCACAUGAUCGAGAUAUUCAGUGAAAAUAUCGAACUGGCCACCAGCGCCUGGGUCUUCCUGUACAACGCGUUUCCCGUGAUAGGAAUUCUCCCGUUCGGAAAACACCAGCAGCUUUUCCGGAACGCGGCGGAGGUCUACGACUUUCUCCUCCAAAUCAUCGAGCGCUUCUCCGCGAACCGUAAACCGCAGUCGCCCCGUCACCUCAUAGAUGCGUACAUGGAUGAGAUGGAGAGGAACCGGUCUGACCCAGACAGCACGUACUCCACAGAAAACCUCAUCUUCUCCGUCGGGGAGCUCAUAAUCGCCGGGACGGAAACCACCACCAAUGUCCUAAGAUGGGCUAUUUUGUUUAUGGCUCUUUAUCCCAACAUCCAAGGACAGGUACAGAAGGAAAUAGACUUAGUUAUUGGACCAAACAGGAGCCCGACGUUUGAUGAACGAUCUCAGAUGCCCUACACCGAGGCAGUGCUUCACGAGAUCUUAAGGUUCUGCAACAUCGCGCCACUGGGGAUCUUUCACGCCACUUCUAGGGACACGGUUGUCCGAGGUUAUUCGAUCCCUGAAGGCACCACCGUGAUCACCAACCUCUACUCUGUGCAUUUCGAUGAAAAGUAUUGGGUCGACCCAGAAAUCUUUUACCCAGAGAGGUUUUUGGAUAGCAGCGGACAGUUUGUCAAGAAAGAAGCUUUUGUUCCUUUUUCAUUAGGUCGAAGACACUGCCUCGGGGAGCAGCUGGCCCGCAUGGAGAUGUUCCUCUUCUUCACCUCUUUACUCCAACGCUUCCACCUCCAUUUCCCCAAUGGGUUUGUGCCAAAUCUCAAACCAAAACUGGGCAUGACCCUCCAGCCCUAUCCAUACCCCAUCUGUGCCGAAAGACGAUAAGACUGAAAAGCUCAAAGAUGGCCGGAGUCCGCGAUGAGACGGAAUGGGCUCGUUCGGUGAAACUCUACCUCGCUAGGACUUAAAACAUCGAUUUCUUUAGCUAAGGAUCCAAACUAAUAUUUUGCCAAAUAUCUAAAUAUAUCGAGGGGUUGUGUGGUGGAAAAAAAAAUAUUAAAUAUACAUUUUCCCGUUUAUAUGGGAUGGGGAUAGAUGGCGUGGGCUGGGCUUUUUUUUUUUUUUUUUUGGCCUUUUUUUUUAUCCACAUAAGAACCAAGGUUUCUAUAUUAUGUAAUACGGUGGGAAUUAGUUGUUCUUUUUAUAUUUAUAAGUAUAUAUUUUAUAUUAAAAAAUAACUAGUUAUUUCCUAAUUUUAAUGUUUCAUGCA
Molecule: messenger RNA, 1967 nt
Organism: Spea bombifrons (plains spadefoot toad)
Lineage: Eukaryota; Metazoa; Chordata; Amphibia; Anura; Pelobatidae
Product: vitamin D 25-hydroxylase
Exons: 5
Coding region: 32-1582 (516 amino acids)
Biological process (GO): xenobiotic metabolic process
Cellular component (GO): intracellular membrane-bounded organelle; cytoplasm
Molecular function (GO): heme binding; oxidoreductase activity, acting on paired donors, with incorporation or reduction of molecular oxygen, reduced flavin or flavoprotein as one donor, and incorporation of one atom of oxygen; iron ion binding
Source: RefSeq, a predicted model, not a curated record